Molecule: messenger RNA, 2042 nt
Organism: Amorphotheca resinae ATCC 22711
Lineage: Eukaryota; Fungi; Ascomycota; Leotiomycetes; Helotiales; Amorphothecaceae
Exons: 6
Coding region: 107-1897 (596 amino acids)
Molecular function (GO): FAD binding
Source: RefSeq, a predicted model, not a curated record
CCCACUUCCUGUUCUUUCUUUUGGCUUCUGACCGCAUUUUGUUUCUGCUCUUUUUCUCUUUUCUGCAUUUUCUGCUAUCCGUUUCUCAUCUCAUCACGCGCCGUCCAUGGCCCAGGUCCAGGAAGUAGACGUUCUGAUCUGCGGGAGCGGUUCCGCGGGGCUCUGCGCUGCGACAUGGCUCGCCCGCUGCGGUGUCCGCUGCCGAGUAUUGGAAGCUCGCGGGGGGCCUCUCGAAGUCGGGCAGGCGGACGGGGUGCAGUGCCGCACGGUCGAGAUCAUGGAGAGCUUCGGGAUCGUGGACGGGCUGCUGCGGGAGGCGUACCACGUCCUGGAGACGGUGUUCUGGUCGGCGGCGGGCGCUGAUGGGAAGCUGGUGCGGACGCGGCGCACAGCGGACACGGCGCCGGGCUUGUCGCAUCAGCCGCAUGUCAUCCUGAACCAGGCGCGUAUGCACAGCUUCCUGGUUGAUGCGAUGCGGCGGUUCAAUGGGCAGGAGAUCGACUAUGGAUAUCGCGUCAAGAGCGUCAGCGUGGACAAGAGCCUGGUGGAUGACCCGGCGGCGCAUCCUGUGACGGUGGUUGCGGAGCACGAGGGGAGGGAAGAGGUCUUCAAAGCUAAAUAUGCGCUGGGCUGUGACGGCGCGCAUAGCACGGUGCGCAAAUCCCUGGGCUUCAAGAUGGUCGGGGACAGCACCGAUUCCAUCUGGGGCGUGAUGGAUAUCUACCCACGCACCGAUUUUCCGGAUAUCAGGAAGAAGGCAGCGCUGCAGUCGAAAUCGGGCAGUCUCCUGAUCAUCCCGCGCGAAGGGGGCUCGCUCGUUCGUUUGUAUAUUGAGUUGCCGCAUGAGAGUAAAGACGUCAAGCUCGAGGAUUUGCACGCUGCUGCUCAGCGCAUCUUCUUCCCCUACAAGCUAGAGAUCGCAGAUACCUUUUGGUGGUCGGCAUAUUCAAUAGGCCAGCGUCUUGCGGAUCACUUUUCUGAAAGUAACCGUGUCUUUCUUACCGGAGAUGCGUGUCACACACACUCCCCCAAAGCUGGCCAAGGGAUGAACACCAGCCUCCAAGAUGGCUACAACAUCGGCUGGAAACUGGCCAUGGUCCUCAAAAACCAAGCCAGCCCCUCCCUCCUGAAAACUUACAACCUCGAGCGAGAAAAAGUCGCCGCCGAUCUCAUUUCCUUCGACCGCGACUUCGCCAAGCUCUUCUCCUCCUCCAAAGCCGGCAGCGAGCUCAACGCCGUCUCGCAAGCUUUCAGCGAGGCGUUUAUCAAAUCCGCCCAGUACAUGGCCGGGCUCACGGCACGCUACGCCGAAUCGCCCAUCACGAAUUACAAGGGCGCUCAGGACGCGGCGGUGGCGAUUGAGGUCGGGAAACGCUUCCCUACGGCCCAGGUCGUGCGUUUUGCAGACGCGAAAGCUAUCCAGCUCGUCACUGCUCUCCCUGCCGAUGGCCGCUGGCGCAUCGUUGCCUUUCUAGGUGAUAUCCGGGAGCCUGCCGCUGCGGAUAGGAUGAAGAAGCUCGGCGACUUUCUCUCCUCAGAAUCCGGCCCUAUACGCAAACACACCUCUGCCUCCGCAGACAUAGAUUCUUUUAUCGAAACAUUAAUCGUUCUGCACGGCCCCCGGAUCUCUAUCGAACAGGAGCAAAUCCCCGAUUAUUUCUGGCCCGUGACUGGAAAAUGGCGCAUGCGAGAUCUCCAUAAAAUCUUCUUCGACGACCAGAGUUAUAAUUCCGGGCACGGACACGCGUAUCAAACGUAUGGCGUGGAUCCGAAGCGGGGAUGUCUCGCCAUCGUGAGACCUGAUCAAUACGUUUCGAUGGUGACGGAUGUUGAGGAUUGGGAGGGCGUGCAGGGGUUUUUUGAUGGCUGCGCAACAAAAGCGGCUGCUGUAAUAUGAGAUGGAUGGAUGGAUGUAUGGCCUUUGAUAGGUACCUAGGGAAGCGUGGAAGGAUUGUAGGGUUCAAAAUCUUGGUCUUCACAUAUCCCAGAAUACCUACCUCUACCUACUCUUAUCAUUCCAAGGACCAAAAAUGCUUUCUACC